Molecule: messenger RNA, 5309 nt
Organism: Drosophila subpulchrella
Lineage: Eukaryota; Metazoa; Arthropoda; Insecta; Diptera; Drosophilidae
Product: ATP-binding cassette sub-family A member 2
Exons: 13
Coding region: 155-5131 (1658 amino acids)
Biological process (GO): transmembrane transport; lipid transport
Cellular component (GO): intracellular membrane-bounded organelle; membrane
Molecular function (GO): lipid carrier activity; ATP binding; ABC-type transporter activity
Source: RefSeq, a predicted model, not a curated record
AGUACUGUUUAGUGCUAAGAAAACUAAACAAUAGAUUCAAAAUCCUCUGCCGAACAUUGAAUUUUACACCUUUUCACCCUCUAUUUUGCGUGAGAGGUCUGCACAUAGUCAAUAUUCCUUUGGUUUUGUUAUUGUAUACACAUUGAAGUCGAAAAUGCCGGCUACCAAGGGACUUUUGUUCAAGCGCUACAUUCGGAUCGAGCUAAAUUUGUGGCGACGGACGCUGUUCGAGAUCAUCACCAUGCUGAUCAUGGUCCUGGUGAUCCUUCUCAAUCCCAUUGCCCACUCCAGAAGACUCCUGUACACGAGCCACGAGCACGAAAAUGAACAGAGCAUUGUAUCACACAAGCUUCAGGAUAUAAACAUAUUAACUCGAAUGGCGGACUCGAAGCGGGAGAAGACCAAGUACAGCCUGGCCUACACGCCCAAAACACCAUUUACAACGGACGUGGCCAGGAGCGUGGCCAAAACGCUGGAACUAAACUCCACCGUGGGCUACAGGCUCGAGUCCGAGAUGCAGGAUCAGUUCGACGAGCGGACCACCCUGGCGGGCAUCGUAUUCCAUGAGGCCAGUCGUGGGGGCACUCCCCUAAAGCUCUCCAUUUCGAUCCGCUUCCCCAGCGAGUUUCGUACAAUCGCUCCGUUUCUCACCGAGGAUCGCCUGUGGAUAACCCGCUGCUCGGGUCGCAUUAAUCCCGGACGGGAUCAGGCCAAGCAUUACAAACAGCAGGAUCUAUAUAUACGCGAGGGAUUUCUGCAGCUGCAGCAUCAGAUCUUUGUGGAGUGGUACCAUCGAUUGCGCACUGACUUCAUCACCACCUAUCCGGAACCCAAUGUCGAGGUCUACAACAUCCUGCUGAACGCCGCCGACGAACCGUGCUCCGUGAUGAGUAUCGCCCGACUGCCCACGUUCCUAUAUAACUUCAUAUAUCUACUGCCCUUCCUGAAUAUUAUCAGAAACGUGGCUGCCCAGGUGGAGGAUGGUGUUAUGGUGCAUCAGUGGCAUUAUGGUUACUCGUUUGGCCUGCAAUGGGGCUUUAAGUUUAUGGUGCUUUUUCUGAGAAUGCUCAUUUUGGGAGCACUAUUUUUAAUAAUGGUUUUGCUCUUCUGGGCGUUUGGUGGGCGAGACGGGGAGUUCUCCGGCAAGGGAAUGAUAGCCUUUAUCUGCUUCAUCGUGGUCUAUACCGUGGAGAUCGUAAUCACCGGAAUGGUGGUGGCCAAACUAUUUGCCAAUCCCACCAAUGCGGUCCUCUUCGCCCUGCUCCUGUGGCUCUUUAUGUACGCGGCAUUCUGCAUUAUACUGGAACGCUACUGGGACAUCCACAAGUACUAUGUGUUCUUCAUCCUGGUGGCCUUCUGCAACUGCCAGAUGCACUUCAGCAUGAGCCUGUUCAGGAACUGCAUCGAUGAUCCGGAUAGAGUGCAAACCAUUGACUUUGUAGUGCUCUUCACAUCGGCCAUUAGUUCGGCCUUGAUUUAUUUACUCAUUUUGUUGGCCGUACAGUGGCGUAUGCCGGGCACAUUUCUCAGUCGCCGGAUAGUGAACAAUAGACCCCGGAAGCAAAAGGAAUCGGAUGCCACCAUUAUGUAUUUGGGCAGAGCGCCAAGUUUCCAGAACUUCGAGUUCGGCGAUGUGGGCAGCGAGGAGCUAAUGCGAUUGCGUCAUGUCAGCACCACACAUCGCGACUCGGAGCGAAAGAUCCUAAAGAACAUAUCCAUGCGGAUUUAUCGUGGAGAGAUUUACGUGAUCCUUGGCCACAUUGGUUCCGGUAAACUCACACUUCUUCGAAUUUUGGCCGGCCUCAAGUUCCCCCUUCGCGGCAGUGUCUCCAUUCUGGGGAAACCCUUCCAGCCCUAUGGUGAAACCCGGCGCAUGGUUGACUUCCGUUUCGAUGAGCACGGACUCAACAAGCACUUGACCGUGGAGCAGACCAUCGACUACCAUGUCCGCCUUAAACUGGCGCCCAACGAAUCCGAUCGCUACGAAAUCGAGCGGCGCAAAUGGUUGGCCAUACUGGAUCAGCAUGUCGAGAGUCGGCGAACCAGGAUUGGGAAGCUGGGUUCGGGCGCCAUGAAGCUGGUGGCCUUGUGCUGCUGCUUGGCCGGUGAUACGCGCAUCAUUAUUCUGGAGGAGCCGACCAUUCCGCUGACGGGACGGGAGGCACAGGUCUUUUGGUCGAUUGUCAACGCGGAGAAGGACAAUCGGGCCUUCAUCAUAGCCACCUACAGUGUGGGCGAGGCGGAGCACGCCGCCGAUCGCAUCGGGAUCCUCAGCAUGGGCGUCCUGGAGGCCAGUGGCACCCCCUUCUUUUUGCGAGCCAAGUUCAGCAGCAGUGUGGAUCUGGUCCUUAUCAAGAAGCCACACGUGCCCGAUCAGCCCAUCACUGACUAUAUCAACCAGUUUGUGACCAACAUCGAACCGGAGAAUGAAAUCGGUGAUACUUUAACCUACCGAAUACCUGUAAUUUUCCGUCCAAGGCUGCAAAAGCUAUUGAUUCACCUGGAAAUCGAUCGCAAGAUGCUGGGCAUCGAGAAUGUGAGAGUGGUGGGUGCGGAACUCUCCGACAUAUAUAUGAAGCUGGUCACCUCCUUUCGACUGCAGCAGCAAAUGAUUCCGGAUGUCACCCAAACAUUCAAGUACCAGGUGGUUUCGCACACUCAGCUGACCAGACAACGGAUGCGGGCCAUGUUCUACAAGAAGAUGAUCCACACGGCGCCCAAUGUGUGGCCCAUUAUCAUGAUUUUCACCAGCUUUGUCCUGAUCGCCAUCAUUGCUCGUCUGUCGGUGCUGUUGGAUAUGCCGAAAGUGCGCCAGAACACUAUACACAUUGGUUUCAUGGAGGCAGCGGAUGUGUCCAAGACCAUACCGAAUUUGAAGAAAUGUGGCUACAUCGACAUCAAGCCAACCGUGAAGGGUGCCAAGAAAUUGCCCAUCGAAACCUCUAGGACCUUCAAUGCCAAGUCGUUUGCCUGCGAGAAGGGUAGCUAUCGGAAUGAUCUGAAGAAGAAGAACGAGAUGAGGAGUUACGGGGCCGUGGAGGCGGACGGGGAGCAGGAGCUCAACGGCUAUAUAAGUCAGGAUUUCUUCCAUUCGGCUCCCAUGAUGCUCAAUCUGCUGCACAAUAUUAUACUAAGACUUUCCUAUCCGGAGCAACAAAACAUCGUUGCCCUGGUUGAGAACCAUCCGCUUCCCACGCAGCUGUCGCGAAAGAUUAAUCUGCUGGACAACAAGAUCGCCCACAUCCAUGCCCCACUGACCAUCGGCUGCAUCCUGCCCCUGACCGUAUCCGUUUUCGUCAUCCCCCUGGUGGAGGAGCAGAUCUACAAUGUCCGGUUCCUGCAGCAUAUGGCCGGACUCGGCCUGAAGGUCUUCUGGGGCGUCAAUUUGUUCUGGGACUGGUUCACCUUCUUCAUCUACUCGGUCAUCAUUGUGGUGAUCAUGAGUCUGAUGGGAAUCGGUGGCUUUGGUUUCACCGAGAAUGCAAUACUACUGCUCCUGCUGUGCAUCUUUGGACUGGCCGCCCUGCCGCUUACCUAUUUGGUGUCCAUGUUUGUGAACAAGUCGCUGGUGCGGGCCUUUCUGGUCUCCGUGCUCCUGCAGGGUGUGUCCGGGCUGGUGCUCUACAUGAUCUACUGGGAUGUGGCCAACAGCAAUACGAUCUUCUUCUACGGCGCCUGCAUGUCGCCGGGAUUCUCGCUCCUCGACGGAGUCAGCAAUGUCUAUACCCAGCGUCUGGAGCAGGAGAUCUGCAAUGCCAAGUGCCAGGCGCACAUCAGCUGCACCAAGGAGAACAUGCACGAGGUGGUGCCCAACUGCAGAUUUGGCACACACUUUAAGUGGGCUGCUCCAGGGAUUUUACCCGCCAUUGUCUUCAUGCUAGUCUCGGCUCUAAUUUUCUUGAUGCUGAUUUUUUGGAUAGAGCUGCACCGCAGGGAGAAGAAGUUCCACACACCCAGAGAUCUGCGUAAAAUGAGGACCGCUACUUAUCCCUUCGACGAUGGCGAUGUGGCUGACGUGAAGCUAAAGAUCGCUGAGGCGGAUAAUACCAAGGCCAAGCAAUCCGUAUUCCUGGUGGAUCAGGUGGAGGCCAAGGUUCCAACUUCCGGCAAAAGGAUUAACACUGUCUCCUUUGCCCUGAACAAAUACAUGAGCAUGGGCAUCUUUGGGCCCCGUAACUCCGGCAAGAGUCACUUGAUGCGGCAGUUAGUGGGCGAGGAGGGAUUCGCCUUUGGCGAGAUCUACGUGCGGGGCCUGGACUUCAAGUACGACCUGGAGAGCAUCCACACAUACAUGGGCUACUGUCCGCAGCACCGGGGACUCCUCAACGAGCUGACGCCGCGGGAGCACAUCCGGUUGUUGUGCAUGAUCCGCGGUGUUCCCGAGGCGAAGAUCGGCGAGAAGAUGCACGAUCUGUGCCUGAUGCUCAACAUGACCGGUUGGAUGCAUCGCAAGUGCAGUCUGCUGACGGCGGAGAAGCGGACCAAGUUAAAAAUCGCCCUGGCCCUGGUGGCCUACAAUAAGAUCCUUGUUCUGGACGAGCCCACGUGCGGCAUGCCGGCAACUACAAGGCGGGAAAUCUGGAAUAUCCUGCGAUACAUCCGAUAUUGCGGCAAGACCAUCAUUUUCGCCACCAACGAUGAGCUGGAGUGCAAGAUCCUGGCCGACUUCAUUAUCCUGUUCCAGGACAGCGAGAUGCUGGCGAUUGGCAGCCUGCAGUAUUUGCGAUACAAGUACAGCCAUGGAUUCUACCUGGAGGUUCGGCUCAUCCGCGAUGGAGCCACCCUUGCCGAAUCGGAGGAGAAUUUGCGCAAGGAUGUGGAUAACCUGGCCAAGUUUGUCAACUUCUUGCACAACAGAUCCGAGCUGGUGGCUCGGCUGCACAAUUGGUUCAAGUUCUACGUGCCCGUAGGCCAAAUAGUCUACUCGUUUCUUUAUGGCGCCAUGGAGAAGAACAAGGUGCGUCUGAACGUGAGUGACUACUGCAUUUACCAGGCGGACAUGAUCAAUGUGGUGGCCCAGGUGCAGGAGACGCGGGCCCAGCUGAAACACCAUCUCGUCCAGACGGAGGGUCCACUGCCCCUGGACACCACGAUCACCAAAAAGGGCGCCAAGGCCAAGGGCAAGAAGUAAAGUGAGAAACCCACUAUAUCGCCAAGUGUAUUUUAUACAUUAUAACCAUUAUACGUUUCUAAACGGUGAUGCAAAGGAUUCAUUUUUUUUAUUUCCCGGAAUGGAAAUACAUAUGUAACCCCCCGUCUUUGAUGUUUCAAAAAACCCUAAAAAUUUAUUAAAUGCAAAUUCGAAUCUA